Molecule: messenger RNA, 450 nt
Organism: Prunus mume (Japanese apricot)
Lineage: Eukaryota; Viridiplantae; Streptophyta; Magnoliopsida; Rosales; Rosaceae
Source: RefSeq, a predicted model, not a curated record
AUGAGGUUAUGUAUUGAUUACCGGCAGUUGAAUAAGGUAACAGUACGUAACCGAUAUCCCUUGCCUCGGAUUGAUGAUUUGUUCGAUCAGUUGAAGGGUGCUGAGUACUUCUCUAAGAUCGAUCUGAGAUCAGGGUACCAUCAGUUGAGGAUUAGAGAAGAAGAUGAUUUGUUCGAUCAGUUCAGAACGCGGUAUGGUCAUUAUGAAUUUCUGGUGAUGUCAUUUGGACUGACCAAUGCUCCAGCAGCGUUUAUGGAUUUCAUGAACAGAGUGUUCCGACCAUACUUGGAUCACUUUGUGAUUGUGUUCAUAGACGAUAUCUUGGUUUACUCCAAGACUUUGGAAGGGCAUAAGAAGCAUCUAAGGUUGGUAUUGAGGACUUUGAGGAGGAAACAGCUUUAUGCCAAAUUUAGUAAGUGUCAGUUCUGGUUGGACUACUAUCGUCUAUGA